GGGUGAUUUCCGGAGGUGGUAGAAGACGAGGGAGCCAUGAACGGGGGCAGCAGCAACAAGCAGACGCUGAUAUACAGCUUCGUGGCCAAGGGCUCCGUGGUGCUGGCCGAGCACACGGCCUUCUCCGGCAACUUCAGCACCAUCGCCGUGCAGUGCCUCCAGAAGCUGCCCCCCAACAGCACCAGGUCCACCUACUCCUGCGAUGGCCACACCUUCAACUUCCUCGUCGACCGCGGUUUCGUGUUUCUCGUGGUGGCGGAGGAGGCGGUGGGAAGGAGUGUGCCGUUUGUGUUCCUGGAGAGGAUCAAGGAAGACUUCAUGCAGCGCUAUGGGUCCAGCAUCGACGAGGAGCACCCGCUUGCUGAUGACGCGGACGAGGACGACUUCCUGUUUGAGGACAGGUUCAGCAUUGCCUACAAUCUUGACCGGGAAUUCGGGCCAAGGCUCAAGGACCAUAUGCAGUAUUGUAUUAAUCAUCCAGAGGAAAUAAGCAAGAUCUCCAAGGUGAAAGCGCAUCUUUCAGAUGUUAAAGGAAUCAUGAUGGAUAACAUUGAGAAGAUAUUGGAUCGUGGCGAGAAGAUUGAACUUUUAGUUGGCAAGACAGAAACCUUACAGUCCCAGGCCGACAACUUCCAUAGGCAUGGCAGAGAGCUGAGGCGCAAGAUGUGGCUUCAGAACCUGAGGUUUAAGCUGAUGGUGGGUGGUGCCGUCGCUUUUUUGAUCCUCAUCCUUUGGCUGAUGGUUUGCAGGGGCUUCAAGUGCUAGAGUUCAGAGUUCUCGUAUGUU
Lolium rigidum is the source of this 786-nucleotide messenger RNA. Its product is annotated as vesicle-associated membrane protein 727-like. Bases 37 to 765 code for a protein of 242 amino acids. Gene Ontology annotation, cellular component: membrane. NCBI's taxonomy places the organism in Eukaryota, Viridiplantae, Streptophyta, Magnoliopsida, Poales, Poaceae. The record is from RefSeq and is a predicted model, not a curated record. The transcript has 5 exons. Gene Ontology annotation, biological process: vesicle-mediated transport.